GGGCUCUGGCGCCCGCAGCCCCGCACGGCGCCCGGGGCUCGGCGGGGCGGGCGCUGCCGGCCGCGAUGCCCGGCGGGGCUGUGGGCUGAGGCGGCCGCCCGCCCGCCGCCAUGCCGGUGAAGAACCGGUACAACCUGGUGGACGAUGGCUGCGACUCCCGCGUCCCGCUGCACAACGAGGAGGCCUUUCAGCACGGCAUCCACUUCCAGGCCAAGUACAUCGGGAGCUUGGAUGUGCCCAGGCCCAACAGCCGUGUGGAGAUUGUGGCAGCCAUGAGAAGGAUCCGGUAUGAAUUCAAAGCCAAGAACAUUAAGAAGAAGAAGGUGAGCAUCAUCGUGUCUGUGGAUGGGGUGAAGGUGAUCCUACGCAAGAAGCAGAAGAGAAAGGAGUGGACGUGGGACGAGAGUAAGAUGGUGGUGAUGCACGAUCCYGUGUACAGAAUUUUCUAYGUCUCUCAUGAUUCACAAGACCUGAAAAUAUUCAGUUACAUCGCAAGGGAYGGAGCGAACAACUCCUUCAGGUGCAACGUCUUCAAAUCCAAGAAGAAGAGCCAGGCCAUGCGUGUGGUGCGCACCGUGGGACAGGCAUUCGAGGUGUGCCACAAGCUGAGCCUGCAGCACGCCCUGCAGAACGCCGACGGGCAGGCUGAUGGAGCCAGCGACAAAUCAGCUGAGGAGCAGCCGCUGGAAGUUCACCAGAUAAAGGGCUCCAAGAUCACGGACGUGGAUGAGGUUGGCAUUGAUGCUGGUGGCAUCUGUGUGUCCGAGAGGGGACCCAGAGAGCUGCCAGGUGCCAGGGGGGACUUCGGCAUGCUGAAAGCUGUGCAAGCCUCAAAGGAAAGGAACGGCCAGGAUGCUGAAAACUGCUCCCUGCACCUGGCCAGCUCCCAGCAGCUGCUCAGCCCGAGCAGCCCCUGCUCCUCGGCCUCCAUCACCCCUCUGGCCUCCCAGCACUGCCUCCAGCUGCUCCAGCAGCAGCUCCUCCAGCAGCAGCAGCAGACGCAGGUGGCUGUGGCCCAGGUGCAGCUGCUCAAGGACCAACUGGCGGCCGAGACAGCGGCGCGGAUCGAGGCGCAGGCCCGGGUGCGGCAGCUCCUGCUGACCAACCGCGACCUGCUGCAGCACGUCUCGCUGCUGGUGCGGCAGCUGACGGUGCUGGAGGCCCGCGAAGAGCACCGGGAUGAGCAUCGGCAGUCGGUUGACCRCUCCUUGCAAAACCUGUCCCUGGCCCAGUCCCUGUCCCUGAACCUGAAGAACCACUACAGCCUGGACGUCCACCUGCCGUCCACCUCCACGCCCGCCAGUGUCCUGGGCAGCCCCGUGGCGCCCGGCUCKCUGCCUUCCCUGGGCCCCAGGGACUCCUACCUCAACCUCGUCAGCCUGGACAGGGCCAGCCAGCGCUACGGCAGCAAGGAGGGGGACGAGAGCCUGGAGGGGCAGGACGGGCUCAGCCGGCGCGUGGAGGGCUCCGAGGUCAGCGACUCCGCUCUGCUCAAYGGGAGCGGCCGGCAGAAGGCGGACGACACGGACAGAGGGGACGAGGACAGGCGGCAGCCGCCCAUUCCCAAGCUCAACCCGCCACCACCCAUCCUACGCAAAAGGUCGAGCAAGACCUCCCCGAGCCUGGAAGUGGAGGUGAAGCCCGAGAGCGCUGCCCACCUGAGCCUGCCCAGUGCCAGCAUCUCCAGCCUCACCAGCAUCACUGCCAGCUCCUUCACCCUCUUGGACCCUGAGGCAAGGACUCCUGCACGGAGCGCUGCCUCCAGCACGGAGCCCGGCCCUGCCGGGACCUGCCAGCGCUCUCUGGGCAAGGACAGGACUGGAGAGAGCGGGCCAAUGUCCCCCCUGGCCAGCAUCCAUGACCCAGCAGCCAGCGAGGCCCUGGCCAAGGAGYUGGUGGCCCUGGGCAGCCCCACGGACAGCUCACUGCCCUUCUCCCCUGCGGACGACACCUGCUUGCACAUCAGCUUCUCCGAAGAUGAGCUGGACACUGCCCUGGGGCCCAGCAGGGUCCCCUCGUAGUGGGGCACAGUAGGUGGCAGCUGUGGCUGGCAGCCCCAGAAAUCCAUCACAGCCCUGCACUGGGACUGGGGGUCCCUGUGCCCAGACAAGCAGACAGACAGGUCCCUUUCCUGUCCCUGCCCAAUGGAACAGUUC
Malurus melanocephalus (red-backed fairy wren) is the source of this 2156-nucleotide messenger RNA. Its product is annotated as carboxyl-terminal PDZ ligand of neuronal nitric oxide synthase protein-like. The record is from RefSeq and is a predicted model, not a curated record. Gene Ontology annotation, molecular function: nitric-oxide synthase binding. The coding region runs from base 111 to 2021 and encodes 636 amino acids. NCBI's taxonomy places the organism in Eukaryota, Metazoa, Chordata, Aves, Passeriformes, Maluridae. The transcript has 11 exons.